AUGGUAUCAAAAGAAAAGAAACCAAUAAGAGGAACACCUACAAGAAGAAUAAAAAGAAUCAAGAACCUAUCUUCUCCAUGUAGUAUCAACAGUGACGUCACUUCAACGUCAUCAUCUACUUCAAUAUCCUCAACUGCUACGUCAACGUCGCCCAGUGGAUGUUGUACUCCGAUAUCUAAGAAGUCGCGAAUACCGGAGAUGCUGACGUGUCCGCCAGCGCCGAAGAAGCAAAGGGUGGCGCAAAACUUUGCUUUGAGGAGGAGACAAAUCUCUUUCUUUGCUCCUCCAGAUGUAGAGCUCUUCUUUGUUAUAGCACUUGGUCAUAAUCAUGGUCAAGCAAUCGAUAAAUAA
Raphanus sativus (radish) is the source of this 351-nucleotide messenger RNA. RefSeq names its product cyclin-dependent protein kinase inhibitor SMR9-like. Lineage: Eukaryota; Viridiplantae; Streptophyta; Magnoliopsida; Brassicales; Brassicaceae. Gene Ontology annotation, biological process: regulation of DNA endoreduplication. The coding region runs from base 1 to 351 and encodes 116 amino acids. The transcript has a single exon. The record is from RefSeq and is a predicted model, not a curated record.